CCCAAAAUUUACCUCCAAGUUAUUUCCCCAAGUCCUCCAUUUUCUAAUAACUACCAGCCCCAAAUUAUCUCCCCUAAAACCACCAGCCCCAAAUUAACCCUAGCAAACCCUUCAACGAUAACUCCCUAGCAGCCCAAGAACACCCACCGUCUCCUCCCACCGUCUCCAACGUGAACCGCUUCUGAUCUGCAUUUCUCUAAAAUGUCUAAUCGUGGGAAACGUGGGGCUGCAACUUUUUCAAAGAAGGACUGCGACUUUACAGUCGAACUAAACCAGUUGAUGCAGCCAAUUGGGAAAAACGCCAAUGAUUUCACUUCAUGGUUAGGAGUGAAGUUAAAGGCUGAAUUUUCCUACCAUAUUCCGUCUCCUAAAUUUGGAAAACAAAGAUGGGACGAACUAUGGGAAGAUAUUAAGCGAGAAUGGAGUAUUGAAAGCAAUGCUCCUAAAACUAUGAUGCUUAAGAAUGCAAAGAAACGCCACACAAAUUGGCGGAGUUACCUUACAACAGAAUAUGUAAGGAAAGGCUUAACUCCCUUCGGUAAGUACAAGAAUCUGGAUUCAAAUCAUUGGAAAGAAUUUGUUACCCAAAGGACUAGCAAGGAAUUUGAGGCAAAAAGUAAAAGGGCAACAAAAAGUGCGAAAGCAAACAAAAACUUCACGACCUUAGGACGCACCGGGUUUGCAGCUUUGACCCCUCGCCUUGAGAAAAUCUGGUCUCAACUGGUACCUGUUUACAGUUGUCUUAAAAGUAUCCAAGAUUUACGCUCGAAAAGGUAUAUAGUGAGUAGAGCUAAAAGAAACCGAAAGACUAAUAUAUACUCGCUAUCUGAAGGCACACGAGCUCAAUCAAUCAAACUAGCCCAUUUCGAGAAAAAAAUGAUUGAUGAUGGAAGUUAUUUUUCUGGGAAAGAGGAUCCACUAACCAAGUUAUUAGGACGUGAGCGUGGAGGUCGGUCGCGUACGGUUUCAAGUAUCAUAGGACACACGAAGGUUCGGGGAGGUUUGUUUCAAGGUGGGAGACAAGAUAGUCAAAAUAACGUGCCUACUAGUCAAAAUAAUGUACCUACAGGUUGUGCGAGUGAUGCGUCGGGUGGAUCUAAUAUUGAAUACCCAUCUAUUAAGGAACCCACCUUUUGUGAGUUGUUAUACACGCAUCCUUCCAAAAGAGAAAAAAUAGUUGGUACAACAUAUCUUCAUCCUAAUUCGACUAGGAUUAUACAUAACGGGCCAAUGUCUGAUGGUUAUGUGAAAAUAGAAGUAAUUGAAAUAUAUCCCGAAUACAAGAAAACGUCGCUUCCAGAACUUUCAUGCUACGAGGAACUUGAAGAUUAUGGUGAUGCCAUUGGUCAUUUCAUUCAGUGGCCACUUUCUUCUAUAAAGCUUUCAAACAUAGUGGCAACUCAUCAUAUUCCAACCAUGAUACAACCAGCUCAUGAAAACACAUGUUAUUCACCAGAGUUUGAGGAUGUCACCGAACAAUAUCAAAUUCAUGAAAAUCAUCAAAUUGAUAUGACAAUGGUCGAAAAUGUUAGCGAUGAGUUUCUAUUUGGCCCGCAUGAUAUUUCAACUGAACAUGACGUUGACGGAUCAGAAGAACUGGAUAUGAUGUUUUCGGAACCUGUUGAACAAACUCAAGCUUCAACGAUGUCAAAGGAACAAAAAAGAAUACAAGAGGCCUUGUGGAAUAUCGAACAUUUGCGCCCUAAAAGUAUAAAAUCAUUGGCCGAACGAUUAAGAAAACACUAUGGCGGCGAGACGAGCAUUCAACUUAAGUGUCCUACUGGGAUGUAUCCCACUACCGAUUCCAGUCACUCAUAUGACUACGUCGAAUAUGAGGGGGUGUUGCAGUUUUUAGCAAACGGAUUGCUUGAUGCCAGCUUCAUACAUUGGUGUCAAAUGUUUUUAUAUAAUCACAUGCGGUCAAAAAAAGAGAACGCAAAAGGAAAAAAUCGUGUUGCCUACUUCAAUACCCAAUACAUCACUGGGAAAGAAUGUGAGAAAAAUCUGGCAAGUGUUAAAGAACACUUAGUCGAGGUCUACAAACUUCACAAGGACAAAAAGUAUUUUCUCGCUCCAUUUUUCUACGGUGGUCAUUGGGUGUUGUUUAUUGUGUCCCCUUCGGACCGGAAAGGUUGGAUUUUGGAUUCAGUCGAUUAGAGCCGAAAAGAAUAAAAAUCAUUAUCCUCUAACAAAAGCAAUUGAAACUACCUUUGGAAGUCAAUUUACAUGGAAGAUGGCAAAGUGUAUGCAACAAGAUGGCUCUUGGGAGUGUGGAUAUUUGGUAAUAAGAAACAUGUUCAACUUUGUUCUCGAAAAGCAAUAUGAUUUUCCGAAAAAGAUUUGGAACGACACAAGAGAUGUCACUGAACCGGAAAUCGAUGAGUUGGUUAAGAACAUCAUGACUCGGUUUUUCAGAGAACUGUUUAAUGAUACCACCAAGAAAUAGUAUGGUGUUUGAACAAUUUUUGUAAGAUAUGUCCGCUAUCAAACAUGUCUAGGAUAUAUCUGUUUAGGUUUGUUGAUGAAACACGUUUGUGAUGUUUGUUUGGAUGUUUAAUGUAAUUUUGGUUUCAUUUA
This is a messenger RNA of Helianthus annuus (common sunflower), 2577 nucleotides long. RefSeq lists its product as uncharacterized. Gene Ontology annotation, molecular function: cysteine-type peptidase activity. Gene Ontology annotation, biological process: proteolysis. The coding region runs from base 202 to 2157 and encodes 651 amino acids. NCBI's taxonomy places the organism in Eukaryota, Viridiplantae, Streptophyta, Magnoliopsida, Asterales, Asteraceae. The transcript is spliced from 15 exons. The record is from RefSeq and is a predicted model, not a curated record.